Cyclocybe aegerita is the source of this 1611-nucleotide messenger RNA. NCBI's taxonomy places the organism in Eukaryota, Fungi, Basidiomycota, Agaricomycetes, Agaricales, Hemipholiotaceae. The record is from the annotation of a GenBank genome assembly.
AUGGUCGCCCAUGUUCGCCCCGCACACCUCGCGAAGCGACAAGACCCCGUCGACGUGCCCACCGCCGUAGGCAUCACAAACGGAGGCAUCACCGUCGGCACAGAUGGUGCAGCGACGGCGACAGACGCACUAGCUUUCGAUACUGCUGCGGGUACAGGGACCCUGAGUCCACCUCCAUUUGCCCUCACGACCACUGCUCCUCCACCAGCUCCCACCUCUUCAUCAUCCUCAUCGUCGACCUCGGCAGCCCCAUCGACCAUCGCCGCCGCCUCAACCGCAAAACCGAUUGCCAUGAGCACCGUCAUCGGCACAUGUAUAGGCGCCUUCAUCGGUGCCAGCGGCCUCAUCGCCCUCGGCCUCUUCGUCUACCGACGCUACUCCCGCACCCUCAAGCAGCGGGCCAAUACCCGCGGCCCGCUCGCCCACAGUCGAAACCUCCACGGAAAUGACGGCCGCCGCAAGUCCAGACUCGAGCAGUGGAACAAGCUCGAGGACGCAGAAGGCGACGGCGAUAAAUGGGAGGGCAUGUAUCAUGACGGUGGUGGCAAUAACAACAAGCAGACGACCGCGACGAAGGAGAUCGACCAGGUCGCCCCGAUGGAGAAGCUCACGAUGUUCAAGAAGACCCCGAGCGUGCGUACGGCGUACACGACGACCGUGGAAGACAGUGCCGCCUUCACCUUCCCACAGGCGUUCGCGCCGUUCGACACCAACCUCGCCAAGACGCUGACCACCGAAAAGCCCGCCGCGAUGCCCGAGCCGCGGCCCUUCCUGGGUCGGGUCGACGCGAACCCCGUCAUCUCCUGGGACUCGCAGGACCAGCAGGGCAGCUCGUAUCUAUCUGUGCGCUCGCGCAUGUCCAGCGGCGGUGCCAUGUCGCCCACACUUCACAUGGCCAUUCCCACGCCCCCGCCCACAGUUUCCCAACCCCACCGCUGGGAAUCAGCUGAAGUCGUCAACUUCUCAGAGGGUCAAGCGGCAGAGGUCGUUAACUACCCGAACCAGAAGUCGAACAAUCCCUUCGCGGACAGUGACGAGGAUGACAACAGGAGGAGCGCUCAUAAUCCGUUCUUCAACGCGAAGGAUUACACCCCGCGACACCGCCGGUCGACAUCACGCUCGAGCUCGACGCGGUCUCGAUCCAACUCGCGAUCGCGCUCCCAAUCCCAAACACGCUCGCGCUCCAAUUCGGUUACGACCCUCACCCCCGCGGUCAAGUCCGCCAAAGCCAAAGGCAAGGAGCGCAUGCGGUACUCCCAGAUGUCCACCGCGGGGACCAUCACCCCUGGGGACGUCAGCGUCAGCACCAACAGCUCUACCGCCGGGGCACCAGACCCCUUCGACGACAUGCACGGCCAGCUCCCGCGCCCGCCGUUCCUCACACACACCGCGACGUCCUCGACGUCCUCCAUGGACAAGGGGGAGCGGGAACGCGCGCUCCAGUCGCUCAUCGCCGUCCUGGAUGUGCCGGAGGAGGAGGUUAGGGAUCGGCUGAGGAUCGCCUCAAUGCAGCCCUCGAUCAUCUCACAGGCGUCGUCGCUUGGCGGCGAGGACGUGACGAAGGAGUUCCCGCUGCCUCCAGGACAGAACCGGGGGUUUGCGAGGCCGUAG